AGGUUGGUUUCAACUCGGGCCCUCCGCGCAGAGGACCCAUAUAUUAUUUUUUUUUCCUUCCAAAAUGGCAGCCUCCAGCCGCGCACAAGUGUUAGAUCUGUACCGGGCGAUGCUGAGAGAGAGCAAGCAUUUCAGCUCCUACAAUUACAGAACGUAUGCUGUCAGGAGGAUAAGAGAUGCCUUCAGAGAAAAUAAAAAUGUAAAGGAUCCUGUAGAAAUUCAAGCCCUAGUGAGUAAAGCCAAAAGAGACCUUGAAAUAAUUCGCCGACAGGUUUAUAUUGGCCAACUGUAUUCAACUGACAAGCUUAUCAUUGAGAAUCAAGAGAAGCCCAAGACCUAGGGAGCUGGGGACCAGCCACCAGCGGCAGCCGGGGACCACCUUCCGCAUCCGUUCUGUGCUGGGGAUGAGGCCUCCCAACACCAGCUUAAAGUAGCCUCUUGCUCUGCCUGCCCUGGAGAAGCUGAUAAACUGAGUCGUGUUUGUAUCGUCCUGCGGCCUGCCUGGGAAGGAAGGCUGUCUCCUCAGUCCAAGUGUUAGAAGGAAGAGUUGGAGCUCACUCAUAAUAAUGCUAUGUAUUAUUGUGUCUCCUCUCCACCCUGCCUUAUUUUGUAUCCCAUCGCCACUGUAUAGAGCAUUUCCAGACUUUGUUUCUUGCUCCUUGACAAUAAACAGAAUUGUCUCCCGAAGCCUUUCACACCAGGUAAA
This is a messenger RNA of Tupaia belangeri chinensis (Chinese tree shrew), 706 nucleotides long. It is a transcript of the gene LYRM4, whose product is annotated as LYR motif containing 4. Lineage: Eukaryota; Metazoa; Chordata; Mammalia; Scandentia; Tupaiidae. The record is from RefSeq and is a predicted model, not a curated record. Gene Ontology annotation, biological process: iron-sulfur cluster assembly. The transcript is spliced from 3 exons. The coding region runs from base 65 to 340 and encodes 91 amino acids. Gene Ontology annotation, cellular component: L-cysteine desulfurase complex; mitochondrion.